Molecule: messenger RNA, 5058 nt
Organism: Morone saxatilis (striped sea-bass)
Lineage: Eukaryota; Metazoa; Chordata; Actinopteri; Moronidae
Gene: tmem108
Product: transmembrane protein 108
Exons: 5
Coding region: 650-2245 (531 amino acids)
Biological process (GO): retrograde axonal transport; dendrite extension; postsynaptic density organization
Cellular component (GO): postsynaptic density; early endosome; endosome membrane
Source: RefSeq, a predicted model, not a curated record
AGAGAGAGAGACAGAGAGAGAGGGAGAGAAAGAGAGAGAGCACGACUCUACGAACAGGGAGGAAACUCUGCAGCAGUCCUCAUUAAAAUUCCCUGCCCGUACACUCGCCACGAAAAACCUCCUUUAGUGGGUGGCACCGGCGUCCUGCGCGCCUCUCUAAUUGCGCACCGACGCGCCAACGAGCGAUCACGGACACUUUCAGCAUCACCGGUUGUCCGCGGAUCACGCUGCCUUGAGGCGGAGAGUUUUGCUUCAUGUCCCGCUAUUUUCAGGGCUGAGAGAGGAGGAGGAGGAGGAGGAGGAGAGGUUGGGCGCAGAGUCCCAGAGGUCCAGCAACAAAAAAAAGGGGGUGGCGCCCUACGCAUCUCAUCCAGCGCUUUGGACACGCUGCGCCUCGACCCACGGCGACACUGUCCGCUCUCUCCUGCAGUCCGCGGGCUCCUCGUUGCAGCUCAUGGUUGUGACAUUUCUCUGUGGGCACCUGCAACAUGUGCGCCCGGAUGGUGUGAAAGUGUGAAAGAAAAAGAAAAAACAGCGGCUGGUGGCUUUCAUUUCUCUCUCGGAUACGCCAAGUACCCGACGUUACGGCGCACCUUGUGUAAUAGAGAACCAUGAGCACUGUGGAGGAGGAGCCGGAUCACAUGAUACCAUGAAGACAAGCCUGCAGGUCCUGCGCUGCCAGCUGCUGAGUGUUCUAGCAUUCCUAGCACUGUCAGUAGGACUGGUGUCAUCAGCACAGGAGCUGUACCUCAGCCAGACAUCCCAGGACCCUGUCUCCAUGGCAGCCGCCCAGAGCAGCCCCCUGUCUGCCCCCAAACCUCCCCCACUGGACUGGCAACAGGAAGGCUCCAGUAGCGGGGAAUGGUCACCCAAACGAGGCACUCAACCCUCAAACAUCAUCCUCCCUACUGUCGCACUCCACCGUUUGGCCUUGCUUUACACAACCCAAACUUCCAGCAUGGCUCAUGACGACCAUCCCGUUCAUGACACAAAUGCUGUCACCCCAAACACUGUGAGCUCUGAGAGUCAUGUGAAUCAGCCCCCGGAGCCCAGUUCUGAUAUUGUAAACCAAGGCCACAUGCACAAAUUGGUCAGGGUACCUCAAGUCCAUAACCCAGUUACUGUCAGCACUAACCAGGCCAGCAGCAGCAGCCCUAAAUCUCUCAGCACAGCGAUCCCAAAUAUAGAUGUGGAAUCUACUGCCAGAGGGGCUCCAAACCCCCUGGCUCUCAUGUCCAGCUCUGGAUCAGACAGAGGAGAUACUCUCACUGCACACCAUGUAGGGCCUCAGAAGUUGAGUGUUGGGGAAUCCACCGACCACGGCCGGCAGCGUGUUCCCGAGCUCGAGCACCCUUCCUUGACCUCCAUUUCCUCUUCAUCAAUGAAUGCUGACCCGGCGCUAGGCCUGAAACUCAGGGAGCAUGCUCGGGGGGCCGCACACCACCACGCCAUCACCCUGAGGGAGGUGCAUGCAACCGAGCCCCCAACUGAUCCACUGGUGGUAGACACAACGUCUGUCAGUCCAGCUAAAGGGACCCCGGGGAGUUCCACCACAUCCACUCCAGCACCGUCCACUGAGCUCACCAUUAAGUCAACAAUCAUCCCGAACAACCACACUGCACCGAACGAGACCACCACUAAUGAUGGUCAUGGCCAGGUUGUCCAAGGUAACGGCACAGACGGUAAUGCCCCUCUGGGACACUGGUUGGGGAAUGUAACUGCAUAUGGAGGGUUGCUCUCUAACAGCAGCUCUGUCGAGUUGGCGUCUGCUCAGGGGAACAGUUCGGAGCCCCCUUCCACAGGCAAUAGGAACUUCCUAAACAAGCAGGUGCCUGCUACUACCCAGGAUCCCUGGACUCCUGGCAACAGCUCAGGCCCCACCGUUGACUCCCCGCCGUCCCGCACGACCAUCUGCUUGAGCAGGAUGGACAUUGUGUGGAUUGUGUUGGCCAUCAGUGUGCCUGUCUCCUCAUGUUCUGUGCUUUUGACUGUGUGCUGUAUGAGGAGGAAGAAGAAGUCGUCAAGUCAGGAGAACAACCUCAGCUACUGGAACAACGCCAUCACCAUGGACUACUUCAGCAGGCACGCUGUGGAGCUGCCCAGAGAGAUACACACUCUCGAGAGCGAGGAGCAUGACACCUGUCUACCCCCUAAUGGAGACUACAGCGGCAGCAGCGUGGUCCUUGUUAACCCUUUCUGCCAGGAGACCCUCUUCAUCAACAGAGACAAAGCUUCUGCCAUCUAGAGACAAAGAAAUAGAGACACUGUUGGGUCCUCCUCUUCUGCUCCCCCUGCUGUUGUUGUCUAUUUUAUAUAUGUGGUAAAAUUAUUCAGAGACUUUGACUUUAUACUGUAUAUGACAAACACAAAGAGCAACCUGAAAGAAGAGUGAUGUAAACAGACACUAUUUACUAUGAGAAUGCACCCGCAUAUUUUUCUGAUGUACAUUUUCUACAAAAAGGCUUAAUUGUGAUAAGAGGUUUUUAUUGUCUUUAUAAAAUACAGAGUAUAUGUGGUUUUAAUUUCAUUACAGUGGCUUGAUGGUGAGUGCACUGUGGAUGUCGCCACAUGAAAUCUGCUUUAGAGAGAGACAUGUGCUAUGAAAACAUUAAAGCUGUUCUGUUGUAAUUUUAUUUUUCCUUUAAAAUCAAUCCCAAAAUACUUAUAGCCUGUUGAACUUGAAUAUAGCACCUACGUACAUGGGGGGGGGACAGAGUUUUUUGGCAAAAUACUCAUCAGGGCCCAUAUUUAUCCAGCUGAGAAAUAUGCUUAAGAAUCCCCUGGAGAGCAAACUUAGGAGUAAAGAAGUUACAAUAAGGCAUAUUUAAACAGCCACUUACUCCUCAUAGGAUAGUGUAAGAGUAACCUUGAAUAGCAGUCCUCAAGUGAUCCCAUGAUUAUUCACCUAUACAGUAUACUCUGAGCAGAAAUAGAGAGACAGAUUUACUCUGCUGUACAUCUGCCCCAUCAUUCUGUCUUUUUAGUUUCUUCAUCCUUAAAUUUUACUCUGUUAUUCUGACAAAAUAUAUGUGAUUUACAUUUUUUUUAAGUUCAUUUUCUUUGUGUGAAAUCCUGAAUAUCUCCUAAAGAAAUUCAAAUGUCAAAUUUCCAACCAUAAAAUGUAAUACGUGAUUAAUAAUAAAACGUUUUAUUUACAGUGCACUUUUGUAGAUAAUGACAAAAAAUACUUUAUUUGAUAAGUAAAACGAAAUCAAGAACCCUAUACACAAUACAACAGCAGACUAGAGCAGAUCAGAAUAAAACAAACAUUUAAAGUGGCUAUAAUUCGUAUUUUUAUUAUAAUAAUGUAUGAAAUAACAGCCCCCUCUGCUAUACAGAGCUUUAUAGCGAGUUUGAGCUCAUUGUUUAGCAGUUUUAUUUCACUCUCACCACUUUCAUAGUGUCAUUUUCCAGCUGUAGCAGGGAGCUGUUUUCAGAGAAAAGGCUCUAAAAACGCAUCAGUCAGCACCAAACGACAGACACAACUAGAGACUUGCUGGUGAGCGUAGUUGUGCAUUUAACAGUCAAAGAGCCAGAUAUUUCCAUCAGAAGUUGGUGGAGACCAAAAACAGAGCUAAAAGAGAGUCAAUAUUGGACUUUCAUCAGGUGAUAAACCUGACUCCAAAUGAUUGAUAAUGUUGUUCGCCAAUUAAACUUAUAUGUCAAUGUUCACAACUUGUUUCUGCUGCCCCCAAGUGGCUCAAAAAAAGAAGGUUAUUACAGGUUUGAAGCUGUUUUUAAAAGUUAAAUAAGAUGGAUGAAAUGGAAACAAAUUGUUAACUGGAAAGUUAACUGCUGGUAGACAAGGUACAUCAGAGAAAUCAUAUAAGGGGAAUUUAGUACCACAUUGACAAGUAAAGACAAUGAAGAUGCAUGAAAGCGAUUGCAAACAAUCAAUGCCAGCUUUAUUGUUGUUGUUACCUAACACCCCUGGAGAUUUAAGAGCAUUGUUAAGUCAUAAGAAAUGUGACAAUUACCUUUUAUUUUGAGAAUACGUUUUACUUUCACGUGUGUCCAAAAUCACAGCAGUUUGGUGAAUAUGGGCCCUGAUUUUAAUGGUUAAUUUGAGCUCGAAAACUGGGUGAUUUGGGGUCUACAUGCUGCAGUUUGGACUGAUUUUCCCCCUCAGUGUCACCAGCUUCUCUUAAGAGGGACCACAUAGAUGUCUUAAUCCCUAUGUUGGCCCUUUAUAUAUCAGUAUGUGUGUGUGUGUGAGUGUGCAGUAAAGUGGGGACGGAUGAGUUCAAAUUUGCUGCCCCCCUUCACCAAAUAUCACUGUUACUUUGAGUCGAAGACUUUGUAUCACUUUCAGCUCAGUUUUAUCUGUUUUUCUGUGUCUGUCUGUCUGUCUGUCUGUCUGUCUGUCUGUCUGUGCCUCUGUAUGUGUCUGUCUGUCACUUGUCUGUAUUGUGGAGUGGCUACUGGUUAUAUCCCAGUUUGAGAAAGAGUUUCUCAGCGGUGUAGGAAACAAUUAGACCAACCUUGCUACUGUAAAUGUCUCCCUCCAUAAAUAAUGUGUGUCCAUCAAUGCAAACUGUGUUUGUUGAAAUGUUGAAUGAUUGUGAAUUAGUUGCUGGACCACAUAAUAAGUGUUAGAGGCUGUCGAAAAUGUUGACCAAUAAAAACAAUGAACUAAAUAAUGUACGCUGAAUAUUUACUGUGAGCACAUACAGAGGCAGUUUAAUUAUAAAGAAGUGCGUUUGAAUAUUUUGUUUUUUAAUUAUUGAUACUGUGGUCCUUCUAUCAUCUGUUUUACUUUGCAUUGCUGCAGUUUUUCUUCAAUAAUCAAUGCUGCCUGCCUCUAUCUUCGCUAAAGAUCUUCUGCAUUGUGAGAUGUUGUUCGGGAAUCACCGAUUCAAAGGGCGAUGUUGAAUAACAUGGUUAAACAUAUUGAUAUUUCCUGCAUUGGAUGCUCACAGCUGGGCUUCUUGUUUUGCACGCUCAAAAGUGGAUAUUUUACAAAACGUUCAGUGGCACGGUGGAGCAGUGUUCAACAUUAUGUAUUUUUUGUACUGUAGUAUACACUGUACUUUUUACUGCUGAGCAAUAAAACAAAGA